Chlorella variabilis is the source of this 354-nucleotide messenger RNA. RefSeq lists its product as hypothetical. Bases 1 to 354 code for a protein of 117 amino acids. Gene Ontology annotation, cellular component: septin ring; nucleus. The record is from RefSeq and is a predicted model, not a curated record. The transcript is spliced from 5 exons. Gene Ontology annotation, molecular function: protein tag activity; ubiquitin-like protein ligase binding. Gene Ontology annotation, biological process: protein sumoylation. Lineage: Eukaryota; Viridiplantae; Chlorophyta; Trebouxiophyceae; Chlorellales; Chlorellaceae.
AUGGCGUUGUCCUGGUGCCCGCAGCUCGAUCGGGGCACGAUGGAGCAGUCAGGAGAGAACACGAACGAGGACGUGAAGAAGGAGGCGCCCGGGGACGCCAUUUCGAUCAAGGUUAAAGACCAGAGCGGUGGCGAGGUGGUGUUCCGGGUAAAGGGACACACCAAGUUUGAGAAAAUCAUCAACGCUUUCUGCCAGAAGAAGUCUGUGGACCCUGCACAGGUGCGGUUUGUGUAUGACGGCAACCGGGUGAACCCACAGGCCACGCCAGAUUCAAUGGAGAUGGAGGAGGGAGAUACCAUCGAUGCUUUCCUAGAGCAAGUGGGCGGCGGCAGCAGCGUGCGCAGCGCGUGCUGA